GCCAUGGAGAGGUGGAGAGCGGACUGUUUUCUUUGUUAUUUUUAAAGUCUUGCAGUUCGCAACUAUGACACUGUUCGCGGUGACUUGUGCCGGUCCAAAUGCCCGAUGCACCCGAAAGCAGCAAGAAGAUUUUCACCGGAGUUUUUUUGCAGUGGCAUAAGUAGAGGUCUGGAUCUAAUAGUUGCGCAGUGUGGGCUCUACGGGGACGUGGUUUAUGGAUGCUGGGACUAUGAGCAUAAGCGACAAAAGGGGCUUCUUAGCAGACCUGGGAGGCAGCUUCACUGAGGAUGCUCCCAGACCUCCAGUCCCAGGGGAAGAAGGAGAGCUGGUGUGCAGUGAUGGACGCCAAUGCAGCAACCUUGGCUUCUCCUCAAAGAAUGAGAGUCUCAAGUGUGAGGCGUCUGUGGCUACACCCAGGCGACCUGACUUGGAUCUGGGUUAUGAGCCGGAGGGCAGUGCCUCUCCCACACCACCAUACUUAAAGUGGGCGGAAUCUCUUCACUCCCUCCUGGAUGACCAGGAUGGCAUCCAUCUGUUCAGGACGUUCCUCAAGCAGGAGGAGUGUGCAGAUAUGCUGGACUUCUGGUUUGCAUGCAGCGGCUUCCGCAAACUUGAAGCUAACGAAGGUAAUGAGGAGAAGAAGGUCAAACUGGCAAAAGCAAUCUAUAAGAAAUACAUCUUGGACAGCAAUGGAAUUGUUUCCAGGCAGAUCAAACCAGCCACCAAGUCCUUUAUCAAAGACUGUGUGAUGAAACUUCACAUUGAUCCUGCAAUGUUUGACCAGGCUCAGACUGAGAUACAGACUAUGAUGGAGGAAAACACCUACCCCUUAUUCCUUAAGUCUGACAUUUAUUUGGAAUAUACUCGGACAGGAGGAGAGAGCCCUAAGCUGUGCAGUGAUCAGAGCUCUGUUUCAGGGAAUGGAAAGGGACUGUCGGGCUAUUUACCGACUUUGAAUGAAGAUGAGGAAUGGAGAUGUGACCAUGAGUCAGAGGAGCAGCCCGAGUGUGACCCCACACCAAGCAACCGUCUCACUCAGAAGCUUCUAAUGGAGACGGCACCGCAGCGAGUUGCCAACAGUGCGAGAUUCCAGGACAGUCACGAGUACAGGCAUGCACCGUGUCGGGAGCCCAUCAACCCAUACUACGUCAACACUGGUUAUGCUGUCGCUCCUGCCACCAGCGCCAACGAUAGCGAGCAGCAGAGUAUGUCCAGUGACGCAGACACAAUUUCCCUUACCGACAGCAGUGUAGAUGGGGUACCACCCUACAGAUACCGCAAACAGCAUCGCCGGGAGAUGCACGAAAGUGCCAAAGCAAAUGGGCGAGUGCCACUACCUCAUAUUCCACGCACAAACCGGAUUCCAAAGGACAUACACGUAGAGCCAGAAAAGUUUGCUGCAGAGCUGAUCAGCAGACUGGAGGCCGUACUGAGGGAGAGGGAGGCGCAAGAGAAAAUAGAGGAGCGACUGAAGAGGGUUCGAUUGGAAGAGGACGGUGAUGAAGUCACCAUGUCCACAUCCACAUCAUUAACCGGUCAUAGGUUCCCCCCUGGUGCUUAUCCGCAGAAUUACAACUCUCGCUAUGCUGACAUCACCUACAGUGGCCCUUUUCUGAGAGAUGCUCAUGAGGAGAAUCCAGAGAGCAUCCUGGACGACCACGUCCAGCGGGUCAUGAAGACUCCUGGCUGCCAGUCACCAGGGACGGGGCGCCAUUCUCCCAAGUCACGGUCACCAGACAGUUUCCCAGGGGCCAAAGGGAUGGGGCUUGGAAUGCCGCUGUCAUCAGGCCAGGGUAAACACCCAUCCAGGCACGGUCUCAAAGGAGAGACCAGCCACCUGUACCACCACAAACAUGUUCAUCACAUCCACCACACCAGCAUUGGGAAGCCCAAAGAGCAGGUGGAGGCUGAGGCAGCCAUGCGUGUGCAUGGCAGCUUUCCCUGGGGCAUGGAGACAAGUCAUUACGGAUCAAAGUCUCGCAGCUACGCAGAUGGCAUGGGAUCCAACCCCAUGGAACAUGCAGGGUAUAGUAGCAAAGCUGGCACACAGUGUAAAAGAGUGUACAAGAAAGGAGAGGAUGUGCGGCCUUAUGACAUGCUGGGGCCUGGAGAAGAGAUGGAGAAAAACCAGAAGAUCCUUUUGUGGCUGAUGGAAGGACAGAAAGAAAUGGUUCAUAAGAGAAGUCCAUACGGGAGUACCACUGGGUCCAAGAGAACCACAGGCCAUGACGGAUCUCGUCUAAACUCGGUGGAGAGGCCAGGCUCGGUGUACCCAUGCAUCAGUGCCCAGCUGCGGAACAAUGUGCAGCCGUCUCACCCUUUCAUCCAGGAUCCCACCAUGCCACCCAACCCAGCUCCCAGCCCCCUCAUCCAGCUGGAGGAGGUUCGCCGGCGGCUUGAAGAGGAGAAGAUUAAGUCUGGAACUUUACAGCCCAAGCAAAGGUAUGUGAUGGAGGUGAUCCAGAGGGGUCGCACCGCUGUCAGGCCUGCACUGUUCCCUCCACUCAGCGUGGUGCCCGCCGUUUCUGACAGCGAGCUCUCCGAGCCCGAACAUAAAGCCACUAAAAAGCAGCCGUGUGAAAACACUGUUGUGGCCUAUUACUUCUGUGAGGAGCAGAUACCGUACAGGACGUCUGUCAAAGGAAGGGUCGUCACUCUGGGCCAGUUCAAAGAACUGCUAACAAAGAAAGGAAAUUACAGGUAUUAUUUUAAGAAGGUAAGCGACGAGUUUGACUGCGGGGUGGUGUUUGAAGAGGUACGUGAGGAUGAUGCUGUCUUGCCCAUCUUUGAGGAGAAGAUCAUUGGGAAAGUCGAAAAAAUUGAUUGAAGUUCAUGUUGAAGAGGUUGAAAAGCCAGUGUGCAUUGGACAGAGCAGCGAUUGGAUAGUGAAGAGGAAGUGUUUCAAGAUGAAAAAUGGAAGAGCGGAGAAGAACGUGACAGUAGAAGAGUCGCAGUGGUCACAACGGGCGGCUUUUGGGGCUCGGUAGCACCACUGCAGUGACAUGGACUAGAAGGAGAAAAAAAAAAGACCUCAUUCACUUCUUUGGAGUGCGAUGUAGAGUUGUAAAGUUUACUAGAUAAAUGAAGAACAAAAGUGCUACUAAAGCUACAUAUUUUUGAUAUCAUGUAUCAGAGGGUGUCCUUUCUAAAGUAAUCACACUUGUAAUUUUUAUAUGUAUUGGUACCAGAUGUGUACAGUUUGUGUUAAAAGAUAACAAAAUUUUAUAUCUAUUUAAGUAUUUAAAAUGCUCAUUGUCAAUCCUAUUGAGGCAGAAGUGUUGCCCCUGUUUAUGACGAUCAAAAUCCUUUAUAGGGCUGUUUUUAUUUUAUUUUAUUUUAUUGUUAUUUUUGUUUUGUUUUGUUUUGCCCUCUUGACUCUAAUGUUUAUGCUCUUCUAAGUGCUUUUAAAACUUCACUUAGCAGUACUUUAUUUUAUGCCGUUCAGUCAGGCUGCACUCUCAUUGUAUUAUGUACCACUUACUAUGUCUCAUUUUAGGCUGCAACAUCAUUUUCUAAACAACAAACACUGAAUGACAAGAAAAAUAGAACCCCUGAACAGUAUAAACUCUAUCCAGUAUUCCAGUAACAGCAGAACCACAUACUUUGUGGUGCUGUUGUAAUGGAUUCAAAAUACAAAAUAUAAAUAACAGUUUUAAGUAUAAUGCAGUGUAAUACAUGACCACAACCUCAGCCUUAAAGAAAUACCAUUGAGUGAAAACAGUUCCCCUUGAGAUAGUUUCACUAUAAAUUGUAUAAAGCUGUUUUAUUGGGUUGUAUUACUGCAUACUGCACAGGUCAUUUUAUUUUUCUGGUAAUUUGGUGUAUACUGCAUGUAAAUGUAGCUUAUGGCUGUGUUUAUGUACAGUCAUCCGCAGCAUUGUUUUUACCCAACCCAACUGAAGUUUAAAGAAAAUUGCCUUGAAAUGUCACAGUAGAUGCAAUAAUGCUUUAAAGAAAAAAAGAUUUGAUUGGAAAUCGCAAGGUGAAUAUCUAUGCAAGUUGGUUUUUAAUUUUGUCACCUUAAUCUGAAAUCUACAUUGGACAUUUGUAAUAUUUAAUAAGCAACAUUAGUAAAAUGUUCAGAAUAAUUGGAGGCCACACAGAUAGUUGUAUGCAAAAGUUUGGGCACCCCUGGGUAAAUCUCAUAUUAUUUUGAUUUUAAGUUAAAAAGUAAAUACAACUCCUGCAGCACAGAGACAUUAAAAAUUCAUCUUUCUUCAAAUGUUAAUGCACUGUUAAGUUUUUUUUUCAUGUACUUCAAAAAUGGAAAAAAAUCUACAGUAAUUGUAUCGUGUGCAAAGGUUUGGCCAGCCUUCUACUGGUAGAACACUCAGAACUUCAUUAGCUCAUUAGGACUCUUAGGAAAGGUCAAGAAUUUUCAUUAGAAACUAUCAGCUGAUGACAUUUCCUGGUGUUAAGAUUCUCUGACUCUUUCCAGCCUGGUGGUAACACUAAACCAAGCACUGACUGAGGAUCUAAGAUAAAUCUGAUGCUACAAAGCAGGGGAGGCCAUAAAAAGAUAUCACAGUGCUUCUAGCCUGGAAUUUCCACUGCCUGAAAUGUCAUUAAGAAAUGGCUAAGAGGUUCUGUAGAAGUCAAGACAACUUACUUCUUUUCACUCAGCUAUAUAAUCAGUGGUGCCCAGACUUUUGCAUACAACUGUAAAAACAGUCAGGAUAUUAAAUAUGAAUAUUAUUCAAAUAAAUGUUUGUUAAUUUAGGUGUUUGCUUAGUUAAUACCUCAGUCCAUCAGGCUGAAAUUUAAUUUACUAAUUAAAUUUCUUUUAAUUAUCUCCAGUUUAACUCUAAUUGAUAAAACUCAAGUGCUGCAUUCAGCAAUAGAGGUUAGUGUUGUUCAUGAAACAGACGAGCAGCUUCUCCACCUGUAGACUUGCACACUCAAGUGUCAUUGUGCUUGUGGUGCGGAGAGGUCCCAGCAUUUGAAUGAGAAGGCCAGUGAAUGUCAUCUGAAUACUAUCAACUGCUGAUAUGUUUGUGCAAUGAAGAUCCCGUAAAGGCAUAUUUAAACACACUGUAAGUGCUGUCCCAGUUUUACACAGUGUAGAGAAGGGUUCAGAAUGUUUAGAUUUCUCUGGAGUUCUGUAAUCACACAGAUUUUAUCCAUGGGAACUGAUGAGAACCAACAGACACUGACAUAUAUGUUGGAGUUUUGUUUACAUCUGGUUUAUUUCUUUCCAGCAUCAAGGUCCGCACUCAUUAAUUUCUGCUUUCCCCAAGACUUACCAUCUUAAACCUUUAAUCACUGCUAAAUUGAUGGAUCGGUUGAGAAAGGGCUGCACUAAGAACUGAUUUCUAAUCUGUAGCCUUCUCUUGCUUAUCACAGCUAGAUCUUGUGCCUGGCAGGAAUGAAUUGUUAAGUGCAAAUGAUCUACUUUUGAUAGAUCACGUUACACCAAAGAGAAAAAAAAAAAGCAGAUGGGACGUACAGUUUUGAAUUACCCUUUCACACUGAUAUUCCCCUUUUUUGUGGCAGUACUUAUGUGGUAUCCUUUUUUUUUUUUUUUUUAGUUAAAAAAGCUCUUGCAUGUAAGGCCAGAAUGUUUUUUUACAGUGAACAAACUGUAUGACUCGUUUUUUGAUGCAUCAAAUAUAAAUCAACAAAAUGAAAAUGAAAGCAGUGGCACAGAGUUACUGGGGAAGCUAGAUAACAUUCAAAUUUGUUGCAACCAUUAUUAUCUUUUUUUUUUUUUUUUUUUUUUUUGACUGUGCCUCAUCAUAUGUGCCCAUGAGUCCAUAGUGAGGAAUGCGCUUUUUUUAUUGUUAUGGAGUCAAUCAAUCGUAUAUGUUGUUGAAACGUAAGGAAUAUGGUUUGGUUUUUUUUUUCUUUUUUUUUUUUUUUUUUUACAUUUGUUUGUUCGAGAUUCCUAUCUUAAAUCAGUUUAAUAUAUUUAGUGCAUUUGCCUACAGUGGUCCUUUUGUCCUUUCCGAGUACAUGAUCAAGUUAAAUACUUUGUGUUAUCUUGAUUUUAAUCGUUUAUUUCUUUUGAAAUAUAUAGUGUCAAAUCUGUUAUGAUUCUUACUGUGAAAGCCCCAAAAGCGAACUUCCCUUAUUUAAGAUCAAUGAAAUGUAUAUAAACAUCAGAGUGCCUUUAUUACUAUGCUAAUGAUGUCUGCAGUUUGACCUUCAGACAGAUGUGGGGACAUAAAUGCCAGGGACUAGCUUUAUGUUUUGUUGUUUAGCCCCCUUUUUUAAUUAUUAUUAUUAUUUUGCAAAGUUGUUCCUGUUCAAUGAUUGUCACUAUUCCACAUUUUCUAUGUAAAUAUGUACAAGUUAAAUUGUCAUCUACCAGCAACCCAGUAAGCACAUUCAGUACCCUGGACCUGUCUCCGUUCACUAACUAGCAUGGCUACCAUUUAAAGGUACC
Toxotes jaculatrix (banded archerfish) is the source of this 6385-nucleotide messenger RNA. It is a transcript of the gene axin1, whose product is annotated as axin 1. Gene Ontology annotation, biological process: negative regulation of canonical Wnt signaling pathway. The record is from RefSeq and is a predicted model, not a curated record. The transcript is spliced from 11 exons. Lineage: Eukaryota; Metazoa; Chordata; Actinopteri; Toxotidae. The coding region runs from base 215 to 2827 and encodes 870 amino acids.